GGAGCAUUGGGCCUGGCCAGUACCUCACAGGAACACCUAGGGUGCUGCAGGGCGUGGGACAGCACUCCGAAGGAGGUGCUUUCCCUUGUGCAGUGCUAGAGGGCGCUGUGCUGCAGGAAGAGGGUGGGGUUCAGUAGGGGGCUCUGUCCCCUGGCAGUCUGUACUGUCCCCAGUGCGGUGCCGGGGACGCUGACAGCCACGGGGGGGUGUGGGUGCUGAUGGAGCAGGUGGGGGAGCUGUCGCCCUGUACUUCCCUCUCUAGCUAUCAGUGAUGUAUACACUGAAGAGGAGAGCCAAUAUGAGGCUGUCGACCCAGCUGUUGGAGCAAGGAAAAGGCAGAUGGAGCAGCAGGAGGCUCAGGCUCCAGUUUGCCAUCCAUAGAGUGAAGAUUGUGCUCCCAGGAGUGGGCAAUUCAUUACUGGAGAGGGCUGUGCCCUCUGAUGGAUGCUCUGACUGUCAGGGCAAUGUGCUGUUUCCAUGUUGAUUUCCCAACCCCCUAGAGUGGGAGUGGAGACAGGGCCAGCGGUGGAUUUUGGCCUGCACGACUGUCCUGGGAGUCUCUGUGCUGCUGAACCUGCUGCUCCUCACACUUGGUGUUGUCCGAUCUGCUGUGACAUGGCCGAGACCACUGGUGUGUUUCCAUCUCCUGCAGAUAUGGAGAUGGCCAGUGCCCUUGAGAGAAUGCAAGUGGAGAACCAGCAGCUCCAGGAUGUGGGAUCUCCAGCCUCUGGCUUCUUCCUGAUCUACAGUGAGUCACACCAGCUAUGCGUGGAUGUGACAGCUGGUGGCUCCCUGACAGCUGCGCCUUGCACCCCUGGUGCCCCCAGCCAGCACUUCCAGUGGCUGUCUCAGGGCCAGCUGCUGAGUGUGGCCCACCAGAAGUGCGUAGCUGUGCCAGAGCGGCUCAGCCGAAUGGCUGUGCACCUGGAGCCCUGCAAGGCCCAUAGGGAGCUGCAGCACUGGGAGUGCCGGGCAAAUGGGCUGCUGGCCCUCGCCAAGGAGAACCUCUACUUCAACUAUGGCAACAGCCAGAACCACGUGGUGAUGCUGUUCACAGGGGAUGGGCCCUGGAGCCGUUGGGUCGUUUAUGGGAGCCAUGAGGACCUCUGCUCCUGUGCCUGUCAUGUCUGCACCCCAUGUCGCAGGGGGUGGACUUUCUUCCAGGACAGAUGCUACUUCCACUCCUGCUCCCUGGGCACCUGGGAUACUGCCAAUCGCUCCUGUGCCUCUCUAGGUGCCCUGCUCCUUCAGGUGACCAGCCUUGCUGAGCAGGCUCACAUCGUGGCUUCCAUGAAAGCACCAUCCUUCUGGAUGGGCCUCACGGACCAGGCACUCGAGGGGGCUUGGAUGUGGGUGGACGGGACUCACUCAGCAGCCAAUGCCAGCUAUUGGCAGACAGGGGAGCCCAAUGGCAGGCAGAAGGAGAACUGUGCGCUGGCACGGCAGGAUGGGCACUGGUAUGAUGCCCCAUGCACGGAGCAGCAUCACUGGGUGUGUGAGAAGGAGCCCUGAGCCUGCUUGGACUAGCCACCGAGCAACCUGGCCAGGCUCUGGCCCUCCCCCUGCCCCACCCCUCUGUCCCCCACUGUGACCCAAGGACCUCUUGAUGCCAACUAGCAGAGGACACUAGGGGUGCAAGCUAUAGGGACUGGUGAUAUUUAAGGAGUUGUGUAUCUGCACAAAUAUUAUGUUCUUAAGGUCUGUGUCUAGGUACUGGCCAUCCGGAAAGGGGAAAAGCAGAUUUUCUUUCAGGCAAGAAAUGUUAAUCUCUCUGCCUGUUUGCAUGUAAAUCAAGUACUGUAUGGUUCACAAUGGGCAUCCACUCAGAAGUCUGAGCUGAAUGCUAAUGAAGAAUUGUGAAGUCUUCAAAGAGAGAAAAUUAAGAGGAGGAAUUAAACAGCAGUAGUUGUAAGAACAUAAGACCAACCAUACUGGGUCAGACCAAUGGUGCAUCUAGGCUAGUAUCCUGUCUUCCAACAGUGGUCUAUGCCAGGUGCUUAAGAGGAAAUGACAGAACAAGCAAUCUUCGAAUGAUCCUUCCUCUGCCAGAAGCUGAUUGUGGACGACAAACAGAGGCUAGGGAUAUUCAGAGCAUGGGGUUAUGUCCCUGCCCAUCCUGGUUAAUAGCCAUUGCUGGACC
Gopherus evgoodei (Goodes thornscrub tortoise) is the source of this 2140-nucleotide messenger RNA. Its product is annotated as macrophage mannose receptor 1-like. Lineage: Eukaryota; Metazoa; Chordata; Testudines; Testudinidae. The transcript has 7 exons. Bases 478 to 1512 code for a protein of 344 amino acids. The record is from RefSeq and is a predicted model, not a curated record.